CCCCGCCCCCUGCGCACGGACGCCGGAAAGACGGGGGCGGGGCUACGCUAGCGUCCGCGCCAUCAGGCCAAGGUGGCGGAGGCGUCGGUUCUCUGUGUAUGGUUUUCCCAGCCAAGCGGUUCUGCUUGGUGCCAUCCAUGGAGGGCGUGCGCUGGGCCUUUUCCUGCGGCACUUGGCUGCCGAGCCGAGCCGAAUGGCUUCUGGCAGUGCGAUCGAUCCAGCCCGAGGAGAAGGAACGCAUUGGCCAGUUCGUCUUUGCCCGGGACGCUAAGGCAGCCAUGGCUGGUCGUCUGAUGAUAAGGAAAUUAGUUGCAGAGAAAUUGAAUAUCCCUUGGAAUAAUAUCCGUUUGCAAAGAACUGCAAAAGGAAAACCAGUUCUUGCAAAGGACUCGUUGAAUCCUUAUCCCAAUUUCAACUUUAACAUCUCGCAUCAAGGUGACUAUGCGGUGCUUGCAGCUGAGCCUGAGCUGCAAGUUGGAAUUGAUAUAAUGAAAACUAGUUUUCCAGGUCGUGGUUCAAUCCCAGAAUUCUUUCAUAUUAUGAAAAGAAAGUUUACCAACAAAGAAUGGGAAACAAUCAGAAGCUUUAAGGAUGAAUGGACUCAGCUGGAUAUGUUUUAUAGGAAUUGGGCAUUGAAAGAAAGCUUCAUAAAAGCCAUUGGUGUUGGGCUAGGAUUUGAAUUGCAGCGGCUUGAAUUUGAUAUAUCUCCCUUAAACUUGGAUAUAGGCCAAGUUUAUAAAGAAACACGAUUGUUUUUGGAUGGCAAGGAGGAAAAAGAAUGGGCAUUUGAGGAAAGCAAAAUAGAUGAGCACCAUUUUGUUGCAGUAGCUCUGAAGAAACCAGAUGGAUCUAGACAUCAGGAUGUUCCAUCUCAAGAUGAUUCUAAAACAACCCAGAGGAAAUUUACUAUUCUCACCUUUAAUGAUUUAAUAGCAUCUGCUGUUCCCAUGACACCUGAAGAUCCUUCAUUUUGGGACUGUUUUUGCUUCACAGAAGAAAUUCUAAUACGAAAUGGUACAAAGUCAUGAUUUCCUGAGUAACAAAAGGAAAUGAAACUGUUUGUAAUCUUCCAUAUUUACUGAAAAAUAAAUGCUUGAUAGUAUCAAAUUUUAUUUCACAAAACAGUUUUAAAAAAAAUGAAAACUUUUCC
Molecule: messenger RNA, 1150 nt
Organism: Nycticebus coucang (slow loris)
Lineage: Eukaryota; Metazoa; Chordata; Mammalia; Primates; Lorisidae
Gene: AASDHPPT
Product: aminoadipate-semialdehyde dehydrogenase-phosphopantetheinyl transferase
Exons: 6
Coding region: 99-1028 (309 amino acids)
Cellular component (GO): cytosol
Molecular function (GO): magnesium ion binding; holo-[acyl-carrier-protein] synthase activity
Source: RefSeq, a predicted model, not a curated record